Molecule: messenger RNA, 11129 nt
Organism: Drosophila eugracilis
Lineage: Eukaryota; Metazoa; Arthropoda; Insecta; Diptera; Drosophilidae
Gene: uif
Biological process (GO): Notch signaling pathway
Molecular function (GO): Notch binding; calcium ion binding
Source: RefSeq, a predicted model, not a curated record
AUCAACUUAAAUAUCUCCCAGCAGUGCAACACUGGCCUUGUCCAUUAAAAAGUUUAAAUAAAUAAAAAGAAAAGGCACCGAAAAAGUUGCCAUAAAAAACUGACACCGCCGUUGUCGGGAAAGGGAAAAAAACGUCGUCGUUAUUGUCUCUGUUGUUGACCUCAAGGAUAACCAGCUGACAUGCCACAUAAACUGGAAUACUAAGCAUUCGCGAACGAUACAUAUCGAGCCAAUAUAGUGGUUAAAUUUAUAUCCACAGCUGCAUUCAUAAGAGGAUUGGUAAGAAAACACUGCGCUUAACUGGGCAUUAAAUCGGGCCAAAAUGAACCAAACGACGGCAGCCAAUUCGCAUUGGCUGGCCGCUUUGCUGUCGUCGCUGCUGCUUUUAAAUUUGCUACACUUUAUCGGAGCCGACGAGGCGUUUUCGUGUCCAAAUGGCUGGGAACUGCGCGGCUUAAAUUGUUAUAAAUAUUUCAAUAUAAAGCACUCGUGGGAUAAAAGCGCUGAACUGUGUCGAAGAUACGGUGCUGACCUUGUAGCCAUCGACAGCUAUGCGGAGAACAAUGAGACUCUGUCCAUCGCCCGGGCAAGUGAUCCCAACCAGAGGGCUUCGGACAAGUACUGGCUGGGUUUGGCCUCCCUCGAUGACCUGCGUACAAACACUUUGGAGUCCGCCUCCGGAGCUUUGAUCUCCCAGUACUCUGGCUACUGGUCACUUCAUCAGCCGAAUGCCGAGUCCGGAGAGUGUGUGGCAGCAGAUUUCGCAGGAAAAUCCCAGAGCUGGGAUCUGGGUACCUGUGAGUCCCUGCUUCCCUUCAUGUGCCGAGCCCAAGCAUGCCCCCAGGGAGCACUCCACUGCGCCAACGGAAAGUGCAUCAACCAGGCCUUCAAGUGCGACGGCAGCGAUGAUUGUGGAGACGGCACCGAUGAACUAGACUGUCCUGCCCAAUGCCACUACCACAUGCAGUCCGGCGGAGAUGUGAUCGAGACGCCCAACUACCCCCACAAAUACGGAGCGCUGAGCAAGUGCAAGUGGACGCUGGAGGGACCACUGGGAAGCAACAUCAUCCUGCAGUUCCAGGACUUUGAGACUGAGAAGACUUUUGAUACCGUGCAGAUCCUGGUCGGCGGUCGCACCGAGGACAAGUCCGUGUCACUGGCCACGUUGAGUGGCAAGCAGGAUUUGACUACGCAACCAUUUGUUUCCGCCUCCAACUUCAUGAUCGUCAAGUUCACCACUGAUGGCAGUGUGGAGCGCAAGGGUUUCCGGGCCACCUGGAAAACCGAGGCCAAGAACUGCGGAGGCACUCUGAAAGCCACGCUGCAGCGCCAAAUCCUGACCAGCCCUAAUUACCCGAAACAAUAUCCCGGCGGUCUGGAGUGUCUGUAUGUGAUCAAGGCCCAGCCCGGUCGCAUCAUCUCCAUCGAAGUCGAUGAUCUGGAUAUCGCCGAGGGACGCGACUAUCUGCUGAUCCGUGAUGGAGACUCGCCCAUGAGCCGCACCAUUGCUAAGCUGACAGGAAAGACGGUUCAGAAUAACCGGGUAAUCAUCUCUACAGGUAAUGCCUUGUACUUGUACUUCAAGUCCAGUUUGGGUGAGGCCGGCAAGGGCUUUAGCCUGCGGUACAUCCAGGGCUGCAAGGCCACGAUCACUGCUAGAAAUGGUACUGUGACCUCACCCGCCUUCGGAUUGGCUGACUACCCCAAGAACCAGGAGUGCUACUUCACCAUCCGCAACAGUGCCCGUGCUCCGCUCUCCUUGAAAUUCGACAAGUUCACUGUCCACAAGAGCGACAACGUCCAGGUCUUUGAUGGAUCUUCCACCUCCGGUCUGCGUCUGCACUCUGGCAACGGAUUCACGGGCCCUGCGGCGCCCAAACUAACUCUGACUGCCUCGUCCGGGGAGAUGCUUAUCAAGUUCACCUCGGAUGCUCUGCAUAAUGCUGCUGGAUGGUCGGCUACCUUCUCGGCCGAUUGCCCGGAACUGCAGCCCGGAAUUGGAGCCUUGGCCUCCAGUCGCGACACCGCUUUCGGUACGCUGGUCAGCUUUACAUGUCCCAUUGGACAGGAGUUUGCCACCGGCAAGACGCGACUGGUUACUGAAUGUCUGCGCGGUGGCAACUGGAGUGUCUCCUACAUACCUAAGUGUCAGGAGGUCUACUGCGGUCCUGUGCCACAAAUCGACAACGGUUUCUCCAUUGGCUCCUCGAAUGUGACCUAUCGCGGUAUCGCCAUGUACCAGUGCUAUGCCGGCUUUGCCUUUGCCUCGAGUGCACCGAUUGAGAAGAUAUCUUGUCUGCCAGAUGGUCGUUGGGAAAGACAGCCCCAUUGCAUGGCCUCCCAGUGCGCAGCUCUGCAAGAAGUGGCCCAUGCUAACGUUACCCUCCUCAACGGAGGAGGUCGCAGCUAUGGAACCAUUGUUCAGUACGAAUGUGAACCGGGAUACGAGCGUAAUGGUCAUCCGGUAUUGACCUGCAUGUCGAAUGGCACCUGGAGUGGGGAUGUGCCCAAGUGUACGCGCAAGCGCUGCUACGAGUUCCCGGAGAUUGCCAACGGAUUUGUGGUAGACUCUAGCCGAGCCUACCUGUUCGGAGAUGAGGCCAGGGUGCAGUGCUUUAAGGGAUACAAGCUGAUCGGCAGCAACAUCAUGCGGUGCAGCGAAGCCCAGAAAUUCGAGCAGCCUCCAACCUGCGAAGACAUCAACGAGUGCAGCUCCUCACAAUGCGAUCUUACUACCACUGAGUGUCAGAAUACGAAUGGCUCCUUCCAUUGCCAGUGCAGAUCCGGAUUCACGGCCACCACUGAGUGCAGACCCGUGGGUGAUCUGGGCUUGGGAAAUGGAGGCAUUCCUGACGACAGCAUCAGCACCUCGAUUAGUGAGCCUGGUUACAUUAAGACUCAGCUGCGUCUAAACACGAACGGCUGGUGUGGUGGCUCCUCGGAGCCAGGUGCCAACUGGAUCCUUAUUGACCUCAAGGCACCCACCAUUCUUCGUGGAUUCCGGACCAUGUCCGUGCAGCGUCCCGAUGGCAAUGUGGCCUUCAGUUCGGCGGUGCGUCUGCAGUACACCAACGAUCUGACGGAUGUCUUUAAGGACUACGCCAAUCCCGACGGAACUGCUGUAGAGUUCCGCAUCCUGGAACCCACUCUGUCUAUCCUCAAUCUCCCUCUGCCCAUCGAGGCUCGUUACAUUCGCUUCCGUAUUCAGGACUAUGUAGGUGCUCCUUGUCUUCGCAUGGAACUGAUGGGUUGCACGCGCUUGGACUGCGUGGACAUCAACGAGUGCAGCAAGAACAACGGUGGCUGUGACCAGAAAUGUAUCAACUCUCCUGGAGGCUUUGCUUGUGGCUGCAACACUGGAUACCAACUAUACACAUCCAACGGAACUGCUGGCUAUCACAUUGAGCGCUCCGAGUCCGGAGAACGGGAUGGAGACACCUACCAGCGCAACAAGACCUGUGUUCCUCUGAUGUGUCCUGAGUUGGAGGCUCCCGAAAACGGACAACUCUUGAGCGACCGGAACGAAUACCACUUUGGCGAUGUGGUACGCUUCCAGUGCCACUUUGGUUAUAUCAUGAGCGGUAGCUCGGCGGCUCUUUGUCUGUCCAGCGGUCAGUGGAACGCCAGCGUACCAGAGUGCAACUAUGCCAAGUGCGUUUCCUUACCUGAUGAUAAGCUGGAGGGCCUGACUGUGGCCCGUCCGGAUCCCGAAUCUGUGCUAGUGCCCUUCCGUGACAAUGUGACAAUUACCUGCGGAUCGGCAGGACGCCAACUGAGAGCCACCGCUUCAUCCGGUUUCCGUCAGUGCGUGUACGACCCGAAACCGGGUCUGCCCGACUACUGGCUAUCUGGGAUGCAACCCUCUUGUCCAAGGGUGGACUGCUAUUCGCCAAUGCCUACACCUGGAGCUGAGUACGGACAGUUUGUGGACACGCGCUACCAGAGCAGUUUCUUCUUCGGCUGCCAGAAUACCUUCAAGUUGGCUGGACAAACCGGACGUCACGAUAAUGUGGUUCGUUGUGGAGCUGAUGGAAUCUGGGACUUUGGAGAUCUUCGCUGCGAGGGACCAGUUUGUGAGGAUCCAGGCAGGCCUGCUGAUGGUCGCCAGAUUGCCCGCAGCUAUGAGCAGAGUUCGGAGGUGUACUUCGGCUGCAAUCGUCCUGGCUACAUCCUGAUCAACCCCAGGCCUAUUACAUGUAUUCGCGAGCCUGAGUGCAAGGUCAUCAAGCCUUUGGGCUUGGGAUCUGGCAGGAUUCCAGAUUCAGCCAUCAAUGCCACCUCGGAACGACCCAACUAUGAGGCUAAGAACAUCCGUCUCAACUCUGCCACCGGAUGGUGUGGAAAGCAGGAAGCCUUCACCUAUGUCAGCGUGGAUCUGGGACAGAUUUACCGAGUAAAGGCUAUUCUGGUUAAGGGCGUGGUGACCAACGAUAUUGUGGGCAGGCCAACAGAGAUUCGAUUCUUCUACAAGCAGGCCGAGAGCGAGAACUACGUGGUGUACUUCCCCAACUUCAACCUGACCAUGCGAGAUCCGGGCAACUAUGGCGAGCUGGCCAUGAUCACGCUGCCCAAGUUUGUGCAGGCCCGCUUUGUGAUUCUGGGAAUAGUGAGCUACAUGGACAACGCUUGUCUGAAGUUCGAGUUGAUGGGUUGCGAGGAGCCAAAGCAGGAGCCUCUGUUGGGUUAUGACUACGGAUAUUCCCCUUGCGUGGAUAACGAGCCACCAAUCUUCCAAAACUGCCCACAACAACCAAUUGUGGUGCGCCGCGAUGAGAAUGGCGGUGUGCUGCCUGUGAACUUCACCGAACCCACUGCCGUGGAUAAUUCCGGAUCCAUUGCACGUCUGGAGAUCAAGCCACAAAACUUCCGCACUCCUAGCUACAUUUUCAAGGAUACGGUUGUGAAGUACGUGGCCUUUGAUUACGAUGGUAACGUGGCCAUUUGCGAGAUCAACAUCACUGUUCCCGAUGUCACACCACCCCUACUUCAGUGCCCCCAGAGCUAUGUGAUCGAGCUGGUCGAUCGCCAGGAGAGCUACACUGUCAACUUCAACGACACUCGUAAGAGGAUCAAGGCCUCGGAUGACACCGGAGAGGUUAAGCUGCAGUUUAGCCCAGAAAGUGCUACGAUUAAGAUUGGAAACUUUGAGAAUGUGACUGUUACGGCUACCGAUAAGUACAACAACCGUGCCGCCUGCCACUUCCAGGUCUCCGUGAAGGCUUCACCCUGUGUGGACUGGGAGUUGCAGCCCCCUGCUAAUGGAGCCAUUAACUGCUUGCCCGGAGAUCGCGGAAUCGAAUGCAUUGCUACCUGCAAGCCAGGUUUCCGGUUCACGGACGGAGAGCCCCUGAAGACCUUCUCCUGCGAAACUUCCCGUCUGUGGCGUCCCACUUCUGUGGUGCCCGACUGUGUCUCCGAGAAUACGGAGCAAGCUGCCUACCACGUAACUGCCUCGAUUACCUAUCGUGCCAACGGAGCAGUGGCCCAAUCCUGUCUGGGUCAGUACCAGGAUGUUCUGGCUCAACAUUACAGUGGCUUGAACCAGUUGCUGUCGCAGCGUUGCUCGGCGGUGAAUGUCAACAUGAACGUGACCUUCGUUAAGUCGGUGCCCAUGCUUCUGGAGGAGAAUGUGGUCAAGAUGGACUUCAUCCUCUCCAUCCUGCCAGCGGUGCGUCAGCCUCAACUUUACGAUCUGUGCGGCUCAACCCUGAACCUGAUCUUUGACCUGAGUGUGCCCUAUGCCAGUGCUGUAAUUGAUGACCUCCUGAACAUUGCCAACAUUGGCAACCAGUGUCCUCCUCUGCGCGCUCUCAAGUCGCAGAUUUCGCGUGGCUUUAAUUGUAACGUAGGUGAGGUGCUGAACAUGGAUACCAGCGAUGUGCCACGCUGCUUGCACUGUCCCGCCGGAACCUAUGUGUCCGAGGGUCAGAACAGCUGCACCUACUGCCCGAGGGGCUACUACCAGAACCGCGAUCGCCAGGGAACAUGCCUACGCUGUCCAGCUGGAACUUACACCAAGGAAGAGGGCACCAAGCUGCAAGCGGACUGCAUUCCCGUUUGUGGUUUCGGCACUUACUCGCCCACUGGAUUAGUACCCUGCCUGGAGUGUCCACGUAAUUCCUUCACCGCCGAACCGCCAACGGGUGGAUUCAAGGAUUGUCAGGCUUGUCCAGCUCAGACUUUCACCUACCAGCCAGCUGCUUCCAACAAGGAUUUGUGUCGCGCUAAAUGCGCUCCAGGAACUUAUUCCGCCACAGGAUUGGCACCUUGCUCGCCUUGUCCACUGCAUCACUACCAGGGUGCCGCAGGAUCCCAGAGCUGUAACGAGUGUCCGAGCAAUAUGAGAACUGAUACUGCUGCCUCCAAGGGACGCGAACAGUGCAAGCCGGUGGUUUGUGGCGAGGGCGCCUGUCAGCACGGAGGUCUGUGUGUUCCCAUGGGCCACGACAUCCAGUGCUUCUGCCCCGCCGGAUUCUCCGGUCGCCGCUGCGAACAGGACAUUGACGAGUGCGCCUCCCAGCCGUGCUACAAUGGUGGUCAGUGCAAGGACUUGCCUCAGGGAUAUCGUUGCGAGUGCCCAUCGGGAUACUCGGGAAUCAAUUGUCAGGAGGAGACCAGCGACUGUGGCAACGACACCUGUCCAGCCAGAGCCAUGUGCAAGAACGAGCCGGGCUUCAAGAACGUGACGUGUCUCUGCCGCAGCGGCUACACCGGAGAUCAGUGCGAUGUGACCAUUGACCCGUGCACAGCGAAUGGUAAUCCAUGUGGAAAUGGAGCCAGCUGCCAGGCCCUGGAACAGGGUCGCUACAAGUGCGAGUGUGUGCCUGGAUGGGAGGGCAUCCACUGCGAGCUGAAUAUCAACGACUGUUCGGAGAAUCCUUGCCUUUUGGGAGCGAACUGCACGGAUCUGGUCAACGACUUCCAGUGCGCCUGUCCACCAGGAUUCACUGGUAAGCGGUGUGAACAGAAGAUCGACCUUUGCCUGUCCGAGCCCUGCAAGCAUGGAACCUGUGUGGACCGACUGUUUGAUCACGAAUGUGUCUGUCACCCGGGCUGGACAGGAUCCGCCUGUGACAUCAACAUCGACGACUGUGAAAAUCGGCCAUGCGCCAACGAGGGAACCUGUGUGGACCUGGUUGACGGAUACAGUUGCAACUGCGAACCCGGCUACACCGGCAAGAACUGCCAACACACCAUCGACGAUUGCGCAUCGAAUCCGUGCCAGCAUGGAGCCACAUGUGUCGACCAGUUGGAUGGAUUCAGUUGCAAGUGCCGACCUGGUUAUGUGGGUCUCUCCUGCGAGGCUGAGAUUGACGAGUGCCUGAGCGAUCCUUGUAAUCCCGUGGGCACGGAACGUUGCCUUGACCUGGACAACAAGUUCGAGUGCGUGUGCAGGGAUGGAUUCAAGGGACCUCUGUGCGCUACCGAUAUCGAUGAUUGCGAAGCUCAGCCAUGUCUUAACAAUGGACUCUGUCGGGAUCGCGUUGGUGGCUUUGAGUGCGGCUGUGAGCCGGGCUGGAGUGGCAUGCGCUGUGAGCAGCAGGUGACCACAUGUGGGGCUCAGGCUCCUUGCCAGAACGACGCCAGCUGCAUCGACCUCUUCCAGGACUACUUCUGCGUGUGUCCCAGUGGAACUGAUGGCAAGAACUGCGAGACCGCUCCGGAACGCUGCAUUGGAGAUCCUUGUAUGCACGGCGGCAAGUGCCAGGACUUCGGAUCCGGCUUGAACUGCAGCUGUCCUGCGGAUUACUCGGGUAUCGGCUGUCAGUACGAGUACGAUGCGUGCGAGGAACAAGUGUGCCAGAAUGGAGCCACCUGUGUGGACAAUGGAGCUGGCUACAGUUGCCAGUGCCCACCUGGCUUCACCGGACACAAUUGCGAACAGGACAUCGUGGACUGCAAGGACAACUCCUGCCCACCGGGCGCUACCUGCGUGGAUCUGACCAACGGCUUCUACUGCCAGUGUCCAUUCAACAUGACCGGAGACGAUUGCCGAAAGGCCAUCCAAGUGGACUACGAUCUGUACUUCAGCGAUCCCUCGCGAUCCACUGCCGCCCAGGUGGUGCCAUUCCCCACGGGAGAGGCCAACAGCCUGACGGUGGCCAUGUGGGUGCAGUUUGCCCAGAAGGACGACCCCGGCAUUUUCUUCACCCUUUACGGAGUGGAAUCCGCUCGCAUGACCCAGCGUCGACGAAUGUUGCUCCAGGCUCACUCCAGUGGAGUUCAGGUUUCAUUAUUUGAGGAUCAGUCCGACGCUUUCCUGAGCUUCGGAGAGUACACAUCCGUCAACGACGGCCAGUGGCAUCAUGUUGCCGUGGUCUGGGAUGGAAUCUCCGGACAACUGCAACUGAUCACUGAGGGACUGAUUGCCAGUAAGAUGGAGUACGGAGCCGGUGGCGCUCUGCCCGCAUAUCUCUGGGCAGUACUUGGACGCCCUCAGCCAUAUGGACUUAGCAACGAGCUGGCCUACUCCGAUUCCGGCUUCCAGGGUACCGUAACCAAGGCUCAGGUGUGGGCUCGUGCCCUCGACAUCACAUCUGAGAUCCAGAAACAGGUGCGCGACUGCCGAUCUGAGCCAGUUCUCUAUCCCGGUCUCAUCCUUAACUGGGCGGGAUACGAGGUGACAUCUGGUGGAGUGGAACGUAAUGUGCCAUCCCUUUGCGGACAACGCAAGUGUCCUGUGGGCUACACUGGAGCCAAUUGCCAACAACUGGUAGUCGACAAGGAGCCACCUGUUGUGGAACACUGCCCCGGAGAUCUGUGGGUGAUUGCCAAGAACGGAUCGGCAGUGGUUACCUGGGAUGAGCCACACUUCAGCGACAACAUUGGAGUGACCAAGAUCUAUGAACGAAAUGGACACCGAUCUGGAACCACCUUACUUUGGGGCACCUACGAUAUUACCUAUAUUGCAUCCGAUGCAGCUGGUAACACGGCAUCCUGUAGCUUCAAGGUUUCCCUGCUAACCGAAUUCUGCCCACCAUUAGCUGAUCCUGGGGGAUCGCAAGUGUGCAAGGACUGGGGAGCAGGUGGUCAGUUCAAGGUUUGCGAGAUUGCCUGUAAUACCGGCCUGCGAUUCUCCGAGCAGGUUCCAGAGUUCUACACCUGCGGAGCCGAAGGCUUCUGGCGUCCCACACGCGAACCGUCAACGCCUUUGGUCUACCCAUCCUGCUCACCUUCGAAGCCAGCCCAACGAGUGUUCCGCAUCAAGAUGCUGUUCCCCUCGGAUGUCCUGUGCAACAAGGCUGGUCAGGCGGUGCUCCGCCAAAAGGUUACCAACUCAGUGAACGGCCUGAACAGGGACUGGAACUUCUGUUCUUACGCCAUCGAAGGAACCAGGGAAUGCAAGGAUAUCCAGAUUGAUGUGAAAUGCGAUCACUACCGCGCUGCCCAGAACAACCGCGUUCGUCGCCAGGCCAAGGAUGGCGGAGUCUAUGUGAUGGAGGCCGAACUGCCAGUGGUCAACGAGGAUGAUGACGAUCUGACUUUGACGGGUCGCCAGGGACGCCAACAAACUGGCGGCGAUACAUACACCCUGGAGAUAGCCUUCCCGGCUGUAAAUGAUCCAGUGGUGCACACUUCGACGGGUGAAAGAUCCAGUGUUAAACAGUUGCUGGAGAAGCUGAUCCUUGAGGACGACCAGUUUGCAGUGCAGGAGAUCCUGCCCAACACAGUCCCUGACCCAGCCUCUUUGGAACUUGGCUCGGAAUACGCUUGCCCCGUGGGCCAGGUGGUGAUGAUUCCCGACUGUGUACCUUGUGCCAUUGGAACCUUCUACGACAGUGCCAACAAGACGUGCAUAGCCUGUUCCCGCGGAACUUACCAGUCAGAAGCUGGCCAGCUGCAGUGUAGUAAGUGCCCGGUAAUUGCCGGAAGACCAGGAGUGACCGCAGGACCUGGUGCCCGUUCGGCGGCAGACUGCAAAGAGCGCUGCCCUGCCGGCAAGUACUUCGAUGCUGAAACUGGACUGUGCCGCUCCUGCGGCCAUGGUUUCUAUCAACCCAAUGAAGGAUCCUUCGGCUGCGAGCUGUGUGGUUUGGGACAGACAACGCGCUCCACAGAGGCCACUUCACGCAAAGAAUGUCGCGAUGAGUGCAGUUCUGGCCAGCAAUUAGGAGCCGAUGGACGCUGUGAACCUUGCCCACGUGGAACCUACCGUCUGCAAGGCGUUCAGCCGUCUUGUGCCGCUUGUCCUCUGGGCCGGACCACGCCCAAGGUGGGCGCCAGUUCUGUGGAGGAAUGCACCCUGCCAGUCUGCUCAGCGGGAACGUACCUGAAUGCGACGUUGAACAUGUGCAUUGAGUGCCGCAAGGGCUUCUACCAGUCGGAGUCGCAGCAGACCACUUGUCUGCAGUGCCCGCCCAAUCACAGCACAAAGAUCACUGGAGCCACCUCGAAGAGCGAGUGCACCAAUCCAUGCGAGCACAUUGCCGAAGGCAAGCCACACUGUGAUGUGAAUGCCUACUGCAUCAUGGUGCCGGAGACGUCGGACUUCAAGUGUGAGUGCAAGCCAGGAUUCAAUGGAACCGGAAUGGCUUGCACGGAUGUGUGCGAUGGCUUCUGCGAGAACUCUGGGGCCUGUGUCAAGGAUCUGAAGGGUACGCCCUCUUGCCGCUGUGUUGGCUCCUUUACGGGACCACACUGCGCGGAACGCUCAGAGUUCGCUUACAUCGCCGGUGGCAUUGCCGGAGCAGUGAUCUUUAUCAUAAUCAUCGUUCUGCUCAUCUGGAUGAUCUGCGUCCGAUCGACGAAGCGUAGGGAUCCCAAGAAGAUGCUGACGCCAGCAAUCGACCAAACCGGAUCGCAGGUUAACUUCUAUUACGGCGCCCACACUCCCUACGCUGAGUCCAUCGCUCCCUCGCAUCACAGCACCUAUGCGCACUACUACGACGACGAGGAGGAUGGCUGGGAGAUGCCCAACUUCUACAACGAAACGUACAUGAAGGAUGGUCUGCAUGGCGGCAAGAUGAGUACAUUGGCCAGGUCCAAUGCCUCGCUGUAUGGAACUAAAGAAGACUUAUACGACCGACUGAAACGUCACGCCUACACGGGCAAAAAGGAAAAGAGUGAUAGUGAUAGCGAAGUGCAGUAAAACAACGAGUCGCGAAUUAGAAGAGAUAAAUUACGGAUAA